Molecule: messenger RNA, 3455 nt
Organism: Anguilla rostrata (American eel)
Lineage: Eukaryota; Metazoa; Chordata; Actinopteri; Anguilliformes; Anguillidae
Gene: zbtb41
Product: zinc finger and BTB domain containing 41
Exons: 11
Coding region: 269-3034 (921 amino acids)
Biological process (GO): regulation of transcription by RNA polymerase II
Cellular component (GO): nucleoplasm
Molecular function (GO): protein binding; DNA-binding transcription repressor activity, RNA polymerase II-specific; RNA polymerase II cis-regulatory region sequence-specific DNA binding
Source: RefSeq, a predicted model, not a curated record
AAUGCAAGCUUUUAGUGCAAUAGAAUUUUAUUUUUUAGCUUGUUUUGCCCAUAUAAACACGUCGAAGCAGUAGGUUAACUCUGCAGCCAAUGGCGAUGCAGCUUAUUCGGAAGUGGCCUAUUUCUCAGAAAAUAGGGAGGAGGUCGUUUUGUGAUAUUCUGAAAAUAUUAUUUUUAGUUGCCCUAUUUACAUGCAUCUAUGUUCCAUUGGUUCUAUUCAUGCUUAGCUGAUCUGCGUUUGUAAGAACUUGUGAGAGGACCAAUCUAAAAUGAAAGGGAAGCUCAGUCUGUCCCGGCCCUCCAAGCAGAGGAGUGACACCAGUUUUUGCUCGGAGAGAGAAAUGCAGUCAGAUUCCUUGGCCCAUAGCGGUAGCUCUGUGACCCCAGACGAUGGCUUGAAACAUUCCAAGGGCCUGCAGACUUUAGCUUCUCAGCAAAAAAAGCACUUUAGUUUCACCCAGCACAAUAAUAGUUUCCUCAAGUUUUUGAAUGAGGACAGACAGCGGCCAUCAUCGUUCUGUGACCUGGACAUCGUUGUCAAUGGAAAACAGUACAGCGCGCACAAAGUGGUCGUGGCUUUUGGGAGCAGGUACUUUUAUGGCCAACUGACUGCCAACCCUGAAACAAGUCACAUGACGGUUGAUCGAGUUGAUGACUCCGCGUUCCAGCACUUGCUGCGGUUUUUGUACACAUCAGAGUUUGUUGUUUCUGAUGGCGAGAUCCCUUCCCUGGUGGAAGCGGCUAGAUUCCUGGACAUGAUUGAUGCUGUGAGAUUGCUGACUGCUGGGGAAGUUUCAGCAGAUCCAAUCGAGGUACAGGAACCAGCAGUGGAGCCAUCUUGCUCUGACACCCCGCAGAGCCCAGCAGAGAACAUUGCCCGGGUGCCUGGUGGCAGCCAGUGCACCCUCUGCAGCCGGACUUUCUGCUACAGAAAGUCCUUGGAGAAUCAUUUGGCUCGAGGCCACUGCCGGGAUGGUCGCCCAGAGGAGCGGCGGAAGGAUCCGGAAUCUCUCAACGCUGCCUCCCCGCCGGCCACCAGGAGGUCCGCUCGGAAGAGGAAGUGUCCGGCCAAGUUCGACAGGGGAGGCGGAGAGAGCGCCGCCGGCAUGCCAGAGAAGAGCAUCCCCGGCAAAACCGUUGCCAAGGAGAUCCCUAUCCCAACAGAAGAGGAAGAGGAGCAGGAAGAGGAGGAGAAAGAUGAGGACGAGGAGGAAGAGACGCCAGGGCAGGAGGAGGACGUUGACAGGAAGAGCCUGCUGAUUGGUGGCGACAGGCUGUACGAGGAGAAUUCGGACGAGGCGGAGCAGCACAAUGACGUUGACGGGGAUGAGCACGGCGCUGGCGCUGAAGGCCUCGAGCAGUCCUACCCCGAGGGCUUGGCUCCCGUCAUCAUACAGAGCUCCAGCAGGAAAACCCUCCAGUGCCCCAAAUGUGACAAGACGUUUGACCGAGCAGGGAAGUACGAGAGUCACACCCGCGUCCACACGGGCGAGAAGCCGUUCCAGUGCGACAUUUGCAACCAGUGCUACUCCACCAAGUCCAACCUUACUGUUCACAGGAAGAAGCACAAUAGCGAAACACCCUUUCAGAAGAAGGAGCACAAAUGCCCAUUUUGCAAUAAACUGCACGCCAGCAGGAAGACAUUGGCAAAGCAUGUCAGAAGAUUCCAUCCUGACCACAUUCAAGAGUUCCUCUCAAUCAAGAAGAGGAAGAGUGAAGGAUGGAAAUGUGAUAUCUGCCACAAGUCCUUUACGCGGCGGCCACACCUGGAAGAGCACAUGAUCCUUCACUCGCAGGCCCGGCCGUUCAAGUGUGCUUACUGCGACGACUACUUCAAGUCCAGAUUUGCAAGGCUUAAGCACCACGAGAAGUACCACUUGGGCCCGUUUCCCUGUGACAUAUGUGGCAGGCAGUUUAACGACACCGGGAACAGGAAACGCCACAUCGAGUGCACCCACGGUGGAAAGAGAAAAUGGACCUGCUUCAUCUGUGGGAAAUCCGUGCGUGAAAGAACAACUCUGAAAGAACACUUGCGAAUACACAGCGGGGAGAAGCCCCACCUUUGCAGUAUCUGUGGUCAGAGUUUCAGACAUGGGAGCUCCUACAGACUUCACCUCCGAGUGCAUCAUGACGAUAAACGCUACGAGUGUGAGGAAUGUGGAAAAACCUUCAUUCGGCACGAUCAUCUGACCAAACACAAGAAAAUACACUCUGGAGAAAAAGCACAUCAGUGUGAGGAGUGUGGUAAAUGUUUCAGGCGCCAUGACCACCUAACGGUUCAUUAUAGAAGCGUUCACCUUGGAGAAAAAGUGUGGCAAAAGUACAAAGCAGCUGUGCAUCAGUGUGAAGUCUGCAAGAAGGAAUUCAAGGGAAAGUCAAGUUUGGAGAUGCACUUCAGGACACAUUCAGGGGAGAAACCAUACAGAUGCCACAUCUGCAACCAGACGUUCCGGAUCAAGAAGACGUUAACGAAGCACAUGGUGAUACACUCGGACGCCCGACCGUUCAACUGCCCGCAGUGCACCGCCACCUUCAAGAGGAAGGACAAGCUGAAGUACCAUAUGGACCACGUCCACACGACCAGGCCCGGAGAAGACCCCGCCUCAGCCCCCGCCCACGACAAGAUGGUCCCCGUCCCCAUUUCCUUUGACGGCAAGGUGUACCAGUCCGAGCCCAAGACCAUCCUCCAGAACGUUCCAGCAGACGUGUGCGUGCCUGUCACGCUGGUGCCCGUCCAGAUGCCGGAGGUUUCCGGCCAGGUGGAGCUGGUUAGGCAGGCCACGCCCCUCUCCUCCCAGCCGCAGGGGAUGAUUUCGCCCCAGUCCCAGGGGCCGCAGGGGGGCGAGUACCAGCCUGCCACGGACCUGGUGUUUUUGGAGAAGUACACCCUCACCCCUCAGCCGGCCAACAUAGUGCAUCCUGUUCGGCCCGACCAGAUGCUGGACCCCAGGGAUCAGUCGUACCUGGGCACUCUGCUUGGCCUGGACACUGCUGCCCCCGUACGAAAUAUUUCCGAUCCAGACCAUGCUCACUGACCGUCACAUUUAUUUGCAAUGUAUUCCUUUUUUAUUUUUUUUACAUUUUCUAAAAAAAAAUAAAAAAAAACAUUUUUCCCACCUUGUAGCAGCUGCAUGAAACUGUGUUGGGUUGUGGUUGUCUAGGGUGGGCGGGUUGUUGUGUCUUUCAUUCCAGGAUUGGCUAAUCAUAGGAAUGAAACAGAGAAAUUACUAUGCACUCACUGUCUGGUUAGCAAGUGGUAGUGGAUUUGGGGGAGGGGCUUGAAGGUUACAGGUUAGAUAUCUCUAACUUGUGUUAGAUAUAGGGAUUGUAUGCUGAUACAUGGCCAAAUAACUUAUGCAUUCCUGCAAUGAGUUACGUAAAUUGUGCUUAUUGUGUUUGUGUGGACAGUGGCCUGUGAGUUGUAACCAAUAAACUCAUGAAAUUAAUGUAUAAUAA